This is a messenger RNA of Aspergillus affinis, 1884 nucleotides long. Its product is annotated as putative DNA directed RNA polymerase III subunit Rpc82. Bases 1 to 1884 code for a protein of 627 amino acids. The transcript is spliced from 4 exons. The record is from RefSeq and is a predicted model, not a curated record. Gene Ontology annotation, biological process: DNA-templated transcription. Gene Ontology annotation, molecular function: single-stranded DNA binding. NCBI's taxonomy places the organism in Eukaryota, Fungi, Ascomycota, Eurotiomycetes, Eurotiales, Aspergillaceae. Gene Ontology annotation, cellular component: RNA polymerase III complex.
AUGACCUCGCAAUAUGCUGCGGAGCUAUGCACGCUCCUCAUCGAAGAUAACUUUGGCGAGCUUUUCUCGCGCAUCUUCUCGACCCUCCUCCGCUACGAUCGACUUUCCCUCCCCCGCCUGAAAUUCUACUCUCGUCUCUCGGACCGCCAGCUUCAUCAUGGUCUUGCCGCCAUGAUCCAACAACAUCUCAUAUACCACUACACCUCAUUCGAAGAAGGCGUCACGUACUACGCACCAAACAUGCAGUCGGCAUACUACCUCGUCCGGUCCGGGAAGAUUGUGGAAUUUAUAGAAGACCGCCUGGGAAAGUAUGCAGCGAAGGUCAUGUCGACCAUCCUUUACCUCGGACACGCGCAAGUGAGCUAUCUCGAAACGCUCCCCGACCUACGACCUGAACCUCUCGACUCGAACGGAGCCGCCGCCGAAGAAAAUGGGGACGAGCAGGAACCAGUUGAAGCCAAUGGCGAGCAUACGACUUCUGAACGACCCGCUCUCCUUCAUCCGACGCUCAAGGCUUUGGCGGGCCACGGUUACAUAUCGCGGGUUAGGGAAGCGCAGUUCCAAAGCUACGCUGAUAACGUGUUGGACAUCGAGCGCGCAAUCAAGUCGAAACCCGAUGUCAAGGCUAUGAAGGGCAAAAAGCUCGAGGAAACGGUCAUUGAGGGGACGCUCACUUUACUCCGGGAGAGACUAGAUGGGGAUCUGACUCGUGGCCUGAUGUUUAACGGAGUUCCGCGCGGAACCAGACGAAAACAUGACAGUGCAGCCCCCGUGACUGCCAAUGGACCGGCUCGAACGGACUACGCUGCGGUUGACGAGGACGAGGAAGAAGAGAAUGAAUGGUCUGAUGACGAGAACGGCGAAGACACGAUACCAAUGGAGUCUGGAAUCACUAUCCGCGUGAAUUACGAGAAGUUUGACGUUGCUCUCCGCAACCGUCGCUUCCUCGACCUUGCAGAGCAUGGUUCGUCUUCAGCAACCGUCCAAGUCUAUGAAUCCCUUCUCCGCCGCAUCGAAUAUCAAACACCACAGUGCCGGGACACCACCGAGAUACCCCGCGAAGGUGAGGAGGGAGAACAGUAUUCCGCUCCGAUCCUCCUCAAAGCAGUAUGUGAAGACGUCGACCCCCGGCUGGACCUUGCCGGGUCCAUUGGUCCCAUGGAAGUUUCUCAACCCGCCAACCGACGGGGCAAACGACCGUUGGAUGACGAUGUUAACUGUGAAGGGGCCAACGGGCUACAAUCCGGGGGCAACCGCACCUAUGAAGUUGAUCAACACCUCUCUCUUCUCGCACAGCCUCCCUUCAACCUUACCUCCAAGCGCAUGGUCUCAGGACUGAUUAGCUGGACCGUCGAAUUCCGCCACCUAGCCCGUAAGCUUCGCCAUCUCGAACUAGAGCGGAUGAUCGAAGCACGGUACGGCGACGUCGCCCUGCGAGUGAUUCGCGUGCUUCACGCCAAGGGUAAACUGGACGAAAAACGACUGCAGGAAAUCAGCCUCCUCCCGUUUAAGGACCUGCGACAGGUCCUUGCGAGCAUGCAAGCUGGAGGGUUCGUGGAUCUACAGGAGGUGCCGCGCGAUGCGCAACGGCAGCCCUCCCGUACGAUCUAUCUCUGGUACUACGAUCCGGAUCGCAUCCGGAAUAGUGUGUUGGAAGAUACCUACAAGUCGAUGUCUCGGUGCCUACAGCGUCUGCGGUUCGAGCGAAAUCGAUUGAAGGAGUUUUUGGAAAAGACAGAACGCAGUGACGUGAAAGGAAACGAGGAGCGGUAUCUGUCCGAGGCGGAAUUGACCCUAUUAGAGCAGUGGAGGGCUAAAGAGGCUUUGUUGAUAGGGGAAGUGUCUCGGCUGGAUGAGAUGGUGGCCGUCAUGAGAGAUUAUUAA